GCAUGAUAUGGAAUAUUGCCUUAUAGAAUACAGUUGACAGACAGACACUAAUUGGGUCAUUUUCUGGUGAGAAGUUUUAUCUGAUUGAAGUCAUUGCCUUCAUACUGCAGUACUUGAAGGACCAGUUGAUAGACCAUCAUUCCCGUGGUGUCAGGCCAUUGAAGACAGCAGAUUUUGAUUGGGUCAUUACUGUACCUGCUAUAUGGGAUGCACGAGGAAAAAGAAUGAUGAGAGAAGCUGCUUAUAUGGCUGGUCUCCUAACAGAGUCUAAAAGGAUCAGUGAGUUCACUCCUAUAUCAAGCAGUCCUUUACCAGUACCAGAUGAAGUUAAUCCUGACAAGCUAUCACUAGCAUUAGAGCCUGAGGCAGCAGCUCUUUAUAGCCAGGAAACAGUAGCAGAGCAGAUCAAAGGUCAGCCAUCAGCAGCAGCUAUCAGUCAUCCUACAGAGUAUAUGGUGAUUGAUGCUGGAGGAGGUACAAUAGAUAUCACUGCUCACGUUGAAGUAGAUGGAGGUAUUGUAGUCCAGAAUGUACCUACUGGCAAUGCAUGGGGUGGUACACAGGUCAAUGAAGGGUUUUCUAAAUUGCUUCAAGAACUUGUUAAUGAUCCCGGCUUCGAAAAAUUCAUUGCUUCAGGAGAUCACACCAAAAAUCAAGCUACACUAAAUAAAAUUGUAUACACUGAAUUUGAAAAACAAAAGGUGCUUUUUGGCCAAGGAAAAUUGGAAGAGAUUGCAGUAGAACUUCCAAGAAACUUUGUACGGUUUUAUGAGGAAGCUCUUAUCGAAGGAGCAGAAAAAAUGAGUGGUACAGACUAUGAUCCAGACGAAAAUGACACACUUCGUAUAAAUAAAAGUGUCACAGAGUCUAAGCUGUUUGGUCCUGCUAUCCAAGGUAUUAUUGAUUGCACACUGGCAGCUAUUAGUAAAAUUGACAACUGCCCCAACACAUUUUACUUGGUUGGUGCUUUUGGAGGAUGCAAGUAUGUUCAUGAAAAGGUCAGUCCUGCUAUAAAAAGGUACUAUCAGUCUAAAGGUCAUAAAGGCACAUGCUCUGUGUUAGUACCUCCUUCUCCUCAUUUAGCUGUUGCUACUGGAGCUGCUAUGUGGCGUAAGAAUCCUGAGAAAUUCAAAGCAAGACGAGCCGAUGCUACUUAUGGGAUAGGACUGUCAUUUCCAUUUGAUCCUGAAAAGCACAAUGAAGCUUAUAAGUGUUACAUUGAAGACUAUAAAGGAUACUAUUGCAAUUACAUUUUCAACAUAUUUCUUGAGGAAGGAGAAUUAGCUAAAGCUAAUGAGGUUAUCACUACAUACUUCACUCCAAGAUGUCAAGAUAAUACUACAGCGAGUAUCAAGAUUUAUUCAACACCUCAACUUGGGGUUAGGUAUAUCAGAGAUGAGAAUAAUAAACUAAUUGUUACAGAAAUUGGUCAACUUGUCAUUGACGUUCCUAAUCCAGACAACUUGCCUUUAGACCAGCGUAUAGUUGAUGUCACAAUAGAUUUCAGUGGUACAGAGAUACAAGCAAAAGCUCGCUAUCGUGUGACUGGCAAAGAAGUUAAAACCGUCUGUGAUUUUCUUUCUACCUAGUCUUGAUUAAUAUACUUGUCUGUAUGUCAAUUAUUAGUAUUUCAAUAAUGCACACACACAAACACUAGUGCAGUUUCAUUCCAUAUGAUGCAUUACAUGUAAGUUUUAA
Amphimedon queenslandica is the source of this 1698-nucleotide messenger RNA. Its product is annotated as heat shock 70 kDa protein 12A-like. The record is from RefSeq and is a predicted model, not a curated record. Lineage: Eukaryota; Metazoa; Porifera; Demospongiae; Haplosclerida; Niphatidae. The transcript has 2 exons. Bases 225 to 1589 code for a protein of 454 amino acids.